This is a messenger RNA of Fusarium odoratissimum NRRL 54006, 1385 nucleotides long. RefSeq lists its product as uncharacterized. The record is from RefSeq and is a predicted model, not a curated record. Bases 208 to 1128 code for a protein of 306 amino acids. The transcript is spliced from 7 exons. NCBI's taxonomy places the organism in Eukaryota, Fungi, Ascomycota, Sordariomycetes, Hypocreales, Nectriaceae. Gene Ontology annotation, cellular component: prospore membrane; lipid droplet; ascospore wall.
AUCGAUUAGAGCUUUCUCCCUUGAGCUUCCAUGGUUUAGGGUGGAAUGUAAAGCUUGUGAUUGCCAACCUCGCUGUGAUAUAAACAAUGCGAAGCAGAUCACCUCUUUUUCACUUGGCAACAUCAAAGUGCUCUUAUAACGAUUUGUUUCUGCACACGAUUAGCAGAAUCGCAAACUUACUCUAACUUUCGCAUUCAACAAACUACCAUGGCCGACACAGCUGAAGCUUCUGGAGCUGAUCACCAGCAGGAACCCGCCAAGCGCAACAGAGUGGUUGACUCUGUUGGAGAGAAAGCUCAAGAGGUCUUUAAGGAAGACUAUGCCCAGGCUAGAGAGCAUGUCGCCAGCGCUGCCAAGAGCCGAUCCUACCUCUACCCGAUCAAGGGAAUUUUCUACUUCAUCUCCCAUCGCUCACUUUGGAAGCCAUUCAUCUCCAAGCUCGGUCCUCUGAUCCUCCUCUCUACCGGGGUCAUUGGUGGCAUGUUCUUCUUUACAUACUUGCCACAGCUCGCCGUACUAUUCUUCGUGAACGGCCCUAUUGCGCCCUUCUCUACGGUUCUGUUGGUUCUCAAUGAGAGUACCACCAUCAUCAACCUUGUGUCUCGCAACUACCUCCUUCAAGAUGCCCUUCUCGAUGUGUUUGAUGGUACACUGCUUGCCCGUGGAGAUACCCAAAUAGUGAGCGAGGGACGAGAGGUCAAGUCUGGGGCAGAUCCGAUGCAGAAACUUGGCAAGAUCAUCAAGAGCCCCUUUGAGAAGUUCAGCCCCAAGGCUAUUGUCCGCUACGUGAUGUACCUGCCUCUCAACGCCAUCCCGGUUGUUGGUACGGUGAUCUUCAUCCUCAUCCAAGGUCGUACACGAGGCAAGGGAGUUCACGGCCGGUAUUUCCAGUUAAAGAAAUGGUCGCAACCCAAGAGGGAGGACUGGCUUACCAAGAAUGUUGGCCCCUACACUGCAUUCGGACUAGUUGCCACUCUUCUCGAGAUGAUUCCUGUAGCUUCAAUGUUCUUCACAUUCAGCAACACAGUUGGAGCUGCCCUUUGGGCUGCUGAUAUCGAGGACAAGAAUGCCUCGAUGACUGAUGGAACUGCCCCUACUCUGCGUGAAACCGCAAAAAAAGCCGAAUAAACGCAUCUGUCUUUGUACAACAGGCUAAGCCUCAAAGCCACGCAACAUCCAUGAUCUGCGAGACAUUGUGUCCAAAACAUGAAAACAAAGUAAUAAUAUGGAUUUGGUUUUGAUCUUCUGGGGGGUGGAGGUUUGUAAAAUUGGAGGAUGCAUGAGGCAAUCGCGAGUUCCUGCCUGACCUAAAAAUUCAGGCGAGCGCUUUCGCAAAUAUAGGAAGGAAUGUCCAGUAGUCACAUCAGCCAGUAAGGAAGGAAGGG